AUGAGCUCUAGUGCAGAAGCGAGGUCCAUCCUUCGGCCAAUCGUCGAUGAUUUUUUCAAAACUAUGGAAGAAAGGGAUAUUGAUAAAUUGUUCGCGUUCUAUGACCCGGACGCUGCCUUUGUUGAGAUUGGAAAGGGCGGAACCUGUGGAAAAGCAAUCAAACAAGAUUUGAUAAAAUGGGACGAACUUCAGGGGAAAACAACAUACAAGCUCGUAGGAGACAAGUACGAGAUGGCCGGGGACUUCAUUAUCAUCAUUACAGGACUCGAAGUCAAAAGCGAAAAAUUAGGUGAUAAAAAGGCUUUCAUAGCCAUUGUUGCAUCCUAUAUUGUCAAUUUCAACACAUUCUACGAAACGAGUUAUUCUUGUCUCAACAACGGCAAAGAUCGCAUACGAGUCGACAUCAUGAACUACACUUUGACCGCCUUGAAUUUUGUGACGUUCGUAUGGGUAGUUAUUCUCUACAUAGAAAAUAAGUGUUUCUCAAAAAAGCUCGACACACACCUCUCAAAACGCUACCAAAUCCAAGAAAACCUGGAAAGCACAAGAAUCACCAUAGUCCUGGGCUCCUUGCAGUUGCUGUUUUUCACUAUCCACCUUACUGUGAAUAUGCUAUUCACUUAUUAUUCACUUGUAGUAUCUAUUAUUAUGGGCUUGUUUAUAAGGAGGGAACGGCAAACAAAAAUCGCUUCACUUCGCGAAAAUAUUAACAAAUCUGCGAAAGGCACUCAAGGUUCUGAUUUCUACUUUGGACUCUACAGUAAACGAUGGUGA
Necator americanus (New World hookworm) is the source of this 774-nucleotide messenger RNA. RefSeq lists its product as uncharacterized. Gene Ontology annotation, biological process: sensory perception of chemical stimulus. The transcript has 9 exons. The record is from RefSeq and is a predicted model, not a curated record. Gene Ontology annotation, molecular function: transmembrane signaling receptor activity. Lineage: Eukaryota; Metazoa; Nematoda; Chromadorea; Rhabditida; Ancylostomatidae. The coding region runs from base 1 to 774 and encodes 257 amino acids. Gene Ontology annotation, cellular component: membrane.